This is a messenger RNA of Pelagomonas calceolata, 681 nucleotides long. The record is from the annotation of a GenBank genome assembly. Lineage: Eukaryota; Pelagophyceae; Pelagomonadales; Pelagomonadaceae.
ACGCGGACGGCGCAUUUCAGCCUCCAAAACUCGUUGCGCUGCACCUCACGCAUCGAAUCAACAGCACGCAGCGCUCGACGCAGUGCCAUUCUUAUUGCUGCACCCGGCUGGCAAUCGCUUUUGCACCGUGCUGACCUGUAUCAUCUCCUUUGCAGCAUGGCUAGGAUAGCAGCCGCCUUGCUGCUCCUCUUGCGAACGAGCGGUGCCCUCCGCGUGCCCGAGAGGGCACCGCCGCCGGCACCGGCGAAACUCGCCCGGCGCGGCCUGCUCGCCGCCGCGCCGGCGCUCGCGCUCGGCGCGUCGCGGGCCGCGUCCGCGGCGACGGCCAUCGAGAACGAGUUCCGGCUCGCCGACACGACGCGGGACGGCAAGCUGACGAUCGGCGAGUUCACGACCUGGUACGAGGGCAACGACCUCCUGUCGAAGAAGGACUUGUUUAGUUUGGACCUCUCGCUGCCCGAGAUCGCUUUGGACCUGACGGGGCUCGCGGGCAUCGUCGUGGCCAUCUACGGCGUCUCCUACGCCUACUACCUCCAGCAGAAGAUGGAGGCGGCCGACGCGAAGGCCGCAAAAAAAGCCGCGGCCGACAAAAAGAAGGCGGCCGCCGCGAAGAAGGCCGAGGCCGAGGCGAAGAAGGCCGCGGCGGCCGCGGCGAAGGAGGCUGACGAGGAGUCGACCUAA